This is a messenger RNA of Ornithodoros turicata, 1599 nucleotides long. RefSeq lists its product as uncharacterized. The transcript has 5 exons. The record is from RefSeq and is a predicted model, not a curated record. Lineage: Eukaryota; Metazoa; Arthropoda; Arachnida; Ixodida; Argasidae. The coding region runs from base 944 to 1546 and encodes 200 amino acids.
UUUGGAAGUGCGUUGGAAUAUCUUGUGAUGAAGCUUAUUUGGCACGCGUCAGGAUUUUUUCGGUUUUCCAGAACCUCGUCUCGAUCGAGUGUGAGUGCCUUGCGAUGGAAUUCGGUUAGGAGGGAGUCUGGAUAGUCCCUUUGGGCAAGUGUACUGCAGAGUUCGUCAAGCUUCUCAGCGUAAUCUGUGUCGUUUGAACAAAUUCUGCGUAGUCUUACACUCUGCCCAUUAGGAAUUCCAACCUUACAGUGACGCGGGUGGUGACUCUUGAAGUGAAGGUAUUGUUGUUUGUCAGUUGGCUUUUUGUACAGGGUUGUGAUGAGGUUGCCGUUGUCUAGUGAUAUUGUGGUGUCGAGGAAGUUAAUUAAGUGAGUUGACUGUGAUGAUGACGCGCUUGACAGGCGGCGCCACCGCUCCCUGCGUGCAGCGCCACCUGUGGCAAAUCCCAAAACAGAUUGACUGUACUUUUCUGCCAUUUUUGCGACUUACUACGAAGCGUACGGUACUUUAUGGUGUUUGAUUGACUCUGGGUGUUCCUGUGACGGGGUAUAAUGAGUGCUUACGUGAUAUUUUGUGGGUUUGGAAGGAUAAAAGGCAUUCCACAGUUUUUCCGUGCUAGCAAUAUUAGAAAGGGAAGAAAACUGUUGGAGUCCGAACAUGUGUACGGCGUGAAGGAAGAAGCCCUUGGACGAGACGUCACGAUUUCUGGCAAAUGCGUUGCGCAGACAAGCAGGCAUUCACACGAUGUCUUAAUUGAGAUUGGAUCUGAAAGAGCUAUCGUUUCUGCAUCGUGCAGCUGUAAAGGCGGAAUCGCUGGGCAAUGCAAACAUACCGCUGCAGUUGCCCAGUACAUCAACAAUGACGUUAUGAAGUCGUGCACAGACCGUCCACGUGCUUGGGGACGCCCUUCAACACGACCUGCGCUCGACAACCAGCUCUUGAUAUGCGAUCUUUUCGCAGGUGGCAUCAAGAGCGUAGGUGCAGGAUAACCAGCUCUAAUGCACAUCGUGUAUGGACGAGGACAGUGAAUGAAGAAGGUUUGGUGCAAGCCCUGCUGAACAGCAGGCGCUUCAGCAAUGCAGCAACAAAAUAUGGGAGUUCGACUGAGGCAGAAGCGAGGCUGAGUUUUGCUAGCAGGCAUCAUGCUCCUGUGUACGAGACUGGUGUUAUGAUUAGCAUCUGCCAGCCUUGGCUCUGUGGCAGCCCUGAUGGCAUCAUCUGGAAAGGGGGUGAGCCACUGCUGCUUGAAAUAAAGUGCCCGUUCUCAAGAGCAGGAAAGGAGCUUUACUGGGAAGAGGCGCAGUCAACAUCUGUCCCAUAUUUGGAGUUCCGGGAUGCCAAACUGUGUUUAAAGCAGCGUCAUACCUACUAUACUCAAGUGCAGCUACUGAUGUACAUUGCAGGUGUGCAGAAGGCCCACUUCUAUGUGUACACUACAAAGCAGCAGGCAGAUAUUCUAGUGCAAAGGGAUGAACAGUUCCUGUGUGAGGUUGUGCCCAAGCUUGAGAAGUUUUAUUUUGAACACUAUUUGCAAAGGCUGACAUAAUUUAUGGUUUGCAUAAAUGCAAAAUAAAGUGAGUCUGCUUUUGAGUGGCAGCA